AUUAUGUUCGUGCCGUUUUUUUAUUUUAAGACAAACGGUUAAUCACGAAAAGAGCCCAUUAUAACGACGGUGGUAAAUAUGCUCUUUUUUGUAAUGCGGUACUCGUUAUGAUUAGAGGACAACGCGUAGAAAACAGAACAGUCCGCUAGCGACAUUUACAGCAGCCAUCGUCACCAAAUCCGAGUAAAUCAUGUCACGCCACUAAAAGAAUUCGCUUUUUGUUAACUGAAACCUUUCUAGUAAGAAAGCCUCAUUUAUGUGAAGUCAGGAGCACUCAUUAAACGCUCUAAUCUACUGGGCCAGCGAGAGAGAGAAAGAGAAAGAGAGCUCGCGGAAGAUUGCAUUUAGUAAAACAUACGAUUACGAAAAGAAAGUACAAUGAAAGAAAAAUAAGCAACCCGCCUACAUAUAAUUCAUCGCAUGUAUAUUCGUGUUUCUUUAACUGUUUAUAUAAUUAAAUCGUGCACAGGCGGCUUUUCCAAAAUUUGCAUUCUUAAUCAAAAUUGUUAAUUAUAUACGCAUUAUCAAGAGUAAAAACUGGCGCGACUGUUUACUGCAGCUCUCCGACAUUAAACGUUGUUAAGGAUCACACUGUAGUUAAGGAGUACAUAAGAAACAAAAUAUUUAUGCAUCCCUCCCUUCCUCACACACCUCCUCCAAGAGAACAAAAUAGAAGACUUCACAAAAAAGGAACGUCACAUCCCCUUGACCCUCCAAUCACCUCGGGGUCCCAUUUGAUUGGAAGGCGGCAAAGGCUUUAAUCUCGGACUAAUUCAGCUGCUUUUGAAGUGAGUUUUUCUGCCAGAUCUUGGGUUGGGAGGAGUACUGUAAGGAUCUGCUGGAAGGCGCGCAGCGAAAGCAGCCAAUGUUGCAGACACAGCUUGAAACCUGCGAGAGCCUCGCUUCCGUCUGCUGGCUGCACCCUUCUGCUUGAGGAUUACACCCGUUCCAUUUACCGAGGACUGUUUAUCCUAUUGUCUUUUCUCCUCCCAUCUUUGCUUGUUUGUUUUUUAAUGAUGAAAAUCGUAUGCCUAUCCAUCUGAUCAAUGCAUUUUUAACAUUUUGUUGAGAAUUGGGUCAUGAUCACAUCGCCCUCGGUGUCUGCUCUUAGAAAUUGUAACUCCAGUCCAGCCUCGGAAAGCAGCGGUUCAGGGAAGUGCGCCUCCAACAGUAUCAACAAACCCUUUCUCCACUCAGUCCCUCCUUCGGAUCCGCACAGACAAGCUAAUCGUCUUCCUAUCAAGAUUUUGAAAAUGCUGACCGCACGAACGGGACACAUUUUGCACCCCGAAUAUCUACAGCCUCUACCAUCGACUCCGAUCAGUCCUAUUGAGUUGGAUGCCAAGAAAAGUCCGCUGGCCCUCUUGGCUCAAACAUGCUCACAAAUCGGUAAACCAGAUCCUCCACCGUCAUCCAAACUCUCGUCGGUAACGUCUAAUGGAUCUAGUGACAAAGACGCCAAGUCCGGCCCUUUGAAACUGAGCGACAUCGGAGUGGAAGACAAAUCGAGUUUCAAACCCUACUCCAAGCCCUCUGAGAAGAAGGACUCGGCCUCCGGUGUUUCGGGCGGAGAGAAAUCUGGUUUUCGUGUGCCUAGCGCCACCUGCCAGCCGUUUACGCCAAGGACAGGCAGCCCGAAUUCCAGCUCUUCUGCGUCCCCCCUGCCUUCCGAGGGCAAACCGGGAGACGGACAGGAAAAAAAAGACUCGGAUUCAAACAAAAACAGCUCAACGGAAGGGUCGGGGACCACCAGCAUUAGUCAUAGCAGAAUAAGCGUGAGUUGUGCUGGAAUAAACGUGGAAGUGAACCAACAUCAGGAAACUACUUCAGGAUCAAAGCCCGCUACAUCAGACUCUUCAGCCGUGUCUUCGGCCUCCUCUGUGUCGGUACUAGGCUCUGGUCUCGUAGCUCCGGUUUCCCCGUAUAAGCCAGGACAGACAGUGUUUCCUCUUCCGCCGGCUGGCAUGUCAUACCCUGGGACACUGGCUGGGGCCUACGCCGGUUAUCCUCCUCAGUUUCUGCCACAUGGAGUGACUUUAGACCCAACUAAGUCUAAUAGCCUAGUCAAUGCACAGCUGGCGGCGGCUAGUUCACUCGGCUGCAGCAAGGCCGGAUCCAGCCCGUUAGCGGGGGCCUCUCCGCCUUCAAUCAUGUCCGCUAGUCUUUGCAGAGACCCUUACUGUUUGAGCUACCACUGUGCGAGCCACCUGGCCGGGGCCGCCAGUGCAUCGUGUACGCACGAGUCUGCUGCUGCGGCUGCUCUCAAAUCUGGAUACCCUCUCGUGUACCCGGCGCACCCACUGCACACUGUGCACACUUCGCCCCCUUCCUUUGCAGGACAUCCUUUGUACCCAUAUGGCUUCAUGCUGCCCAAUGACCCCUUGCCGCACGUCUGCAAUUGGGUGUCGGCAAACGGACCUUGCGAUAAGCGUUUUUCUUCAUCGGAAGAACUCCUGAACCACUUGCGGACCCACACCGCAUUCACGGGAACAGACAAACUAAUGGCAGGCUACCCCAGCUCCUCGUCCCUGGCCAGUGCCGCUGCAGCUGCCAUGGCUUGCCACAUGCAUAUGCCUCCGACGGGAGCUCCUGGGAGUCCCAGCACAUUGGCACUCAGGAGUCCUCACCAUGCUUUGGGGCUCACUAGUCGCUAUCACCCAUAUUCAAAGAGCCCUUUGCCAACUCCGGGCGCUCCAGUGCCAGUGCCUGCAGCCACGGGACCCUAUUACUCUCCUUAUGCACUGUAUGGACAAAGACUGACCACAGCAUCAGCUCUGGGAUAUCAGUAAAAAGAAAAAAAGUGGGUGGGAAAGACUAACUUAAAAUUUAUAUUAAAUACAAAUAUAAAAACUUUUAUAUUUACUGUCCACUUAAGGACUGGAUCCGUGGACACUGUAUUUAUUUAUGUUAGCUUCAAGCGGGACAAUAAACUCAAAAGUGCAUUACUUCUUAAACUGACUCGAUAGGUAAAGUGAAACAUCCAUGGUAGAAUAUUAAUGAAAUAGUUAUUUUUUUUCUUUUGAUGUUUAUUUGAAAUUGCUAUGAUUGUAUUGUACGUUCUUAUUUAAUGUCUCAUUGGAAGAAACGGAAAUUUACAUGCAUGUUUGUUACUAAAAAAUCCCAACUUGUCAGUAUAAUUUUAAAUUGCAAUUAUUUUUAAGGUGUAUACCAUGGAAAGAGAAUUGGUAUUUUUUGUAUGUAUUCUGGAAAAAUAAGAAACAAUUCUAUUCCAAAAAUCUUUCGUCUUUUUUUUUAAAUUGGUUUAUAAAGAAAAUGUGCCUCUCCUAAAGCCAAAAAAGUGGAUUGCUGUGUAUGCCAAUAUAUGAACAAGAUGUAUCCAUAUAAUGAACAUGUACUUGAAAAUAUUAACGUUAAAAAACAAUAUUCAGGAUUUUUCUCCACUUAUUCUGAUCUGUAUUUUUUUCCUUUGGGUGGUAGAAUUAAACGAGUCCGUGUUGCUAUC
This is a messenger RNA of Erpetoichthys calabaricus (reedfish), 3463 nucleotides long. It is a transcript of the gene znf503, whose product is annotated as zinc finger protein 503. Bases 1080 to 2789 code for a protein of 569 amino acids. The record is from RefSeq and is a predicted model, not a curated record. Gene Ontology annotation, biological process: negative regulation of DNA-templated transcription. The transcript has 2 exons. NCBI's taxonomy places the organism in Eukaryota, Metazoa, Chordata, Cladistia, Polypteriformes, Polypteridae. Gene Ontology annotation, cellular component: nucleus.